UUGUAUUUUUCUGAGAACGAUGCUCCCAGACCCUGGGGUGUGCCCUUCUCUGGCAAAAGACAGAGCCCCUAGAUGUGCCUUGGAGUCGUUCUGCCGCAGGAUUCCGGUGUCCGCCCACUUAGCGGGAGUGGGCCUGCUGAUAGCCUUUCUUAGCACGCUCGGCUGCUUUGUACGGGCCCCAGGUCAACCACCUAGAAAUGUGCCUGGGACACAGAACGCUUUCAGUAAAUAUUCACUGAGUAUGAGCAUGAACAUGGCAGAAGGGGACACCCUGAUAUCAGUGGAUUAUGAGAUUUUUGGGAAGGUCCAAGGGGUGUUUUUCCGCAAAUACACUCAGGCUGAGGGUAAAAAGCUGGGAUUGGUUGGCUGGGUCCAGAACACUGACCAGGGCACAGUGCAAGGACAAUUGCAAGGUCCCAUCUCUAAAGUUCGUCAUAUGCAGGAAUGGCUUGAGACAAGAGGAAGUCCCAAAUCACAUAUUGAUAGAGCAAACUUCAGGAAUGAGAAAGUCAUCGUAAAGUUGGAUUACUCAGAUUUCCAGAUUGUGAAAUAAUGGCCCGAAUUUAAAUUUUCUAAGAUAAACGCACUGGUUUUGUUUUUAUUGUUAAUAUAGAACUAUUCUGUGUUCAGUAUUAGAAUUUGUCAGUAAGUUAUGUUAGUAUCAGAUAUUUGAAUAUCACUGUAUAUGUAUGAUAGAAGGAUGACAACUAACUAUUCACAAUUCUAAUAAAUAAAAACACAUUAGAACCUU
Panthera uncia (snow leopard) is the source of this 751-nucleotide messenger RNA. It is a transcript of the gene ACYP1, whose product is annotated as acylphosphatase 1. The record is from RefSeq and is a predicted model, not a curated record. The coding region runs from base 20 to 553 and encodes 177 amino acids. Gene Ontology annotation, molecular function: acylphosphatase activity. The transcript has 4 exons. NCBI's taxonomy places the organism in Eukaryota, Metazoa, Chordata, Mammalia, Carnivora, Felidae.